Coniosporium apollinis CBS 100218 is the source of this 1641-nucleotide messenger RNA. RefSeq lists its product as uncharacterized. The record is from RefSeq and is a predicted model, not a curated record. Gene Ontology annotation, molecular function: Delta24(24-1) sterol reductase activity. Gene Ontology annotation, biological process: ergosterol biosynthetic process. The transcript is spliced from 3 exons. Lineage: Eukaryota; Fungi; Ascomycota; Dothideomycetes. The coding region runs from base 1 to 1641 and encodes 546 amino acids. Gene Ontology annotation, cellular component: endoplasmic reticulum membrane.
AUGGCGGAACGAGUGACGCGUUCAAAGACCGGGAGCUCAGCGAGAAAGCCUUUCAAUCCCGGCUUCGUCGAGACCCCAGGACGCAAGCGACGAACGCGCAAGUCCGCUUUACCGACCGGCGACGACUACGACUCCGAAUCUCCCGCCCCCGAGCAGUCUUCAAUCAAGCUCAGCAACCCCAUCGACGAAGACGAGGACACCGCCAGCAAUGCCCACGGCGACAGCACAAGCAAUGGCUUUGCAAACGGCGCUCUCAAGCCCAGCCACAAGCAAAAAAGCACGUACAAAAAUCUUCCGCUCGACGACCCCCGCGUCGACGCAAACCCGCACUUCGAGUUUGGCGGCUCCUUGGGCGUGCUGGCCAUGAUGCUCGGCUUCCCCGUGCUGAUGUGGUACAUGUGGAUCGGGGCGACGUACUACGACGGGCGUCUCCCAUGGCCGGCGCCCGACCAGCCUCUCUCGGACUUUGGCAAGCAGCUCGUGCAUCUAGCGUAUACAGGCGCGUUCCCGCACGCGCGCGCCUGGGUUAUCUACUGGAGCUUCUUCAUAUUCGAGAUGGGCUGUUAUCUCUACAUGCCGGGCAUCUACGCCAAGGGGAAGCCGCUCCCCCACCUGGGCGGAAAACAGCUUGACUACUACUGCUCCGGCGUGUGGAGUUUCUACGUCACUAUUGUCCUCGCGCUCGCGCUGCACUACACCGGCGUCUUCAAGCUCUACACCCUGAUCGACGAGUUCGGGCCCCUGAUGUCCGUCGCCAUCAUCUCCGGCUUCCUCGUCUCCUUUGUGGCCUACUUCUCUGCCCUAGCGAGAGGCGCUGAGCACAGGAUGACCGGCUACCCCAUCUACGACUUCUUCAUGGGCGCAGAGCUCAACCCCCGCCUGCUGCACUGGCUCGACUUCAAGAUGUUCUUCGAAGUGCGGCUCCCCUGGUUCAUCCUCUUCCUGCUCUCCCUCGGCGCCGCAGCACGGCAGUACGAGACCCUCGGCUACGUCAGCGGCGAAGUCUGCUUCAUACUCAUGGCGCACUUUCUGUACGCUAACGCCUGCUCCAAAGGCGAGGAGCUCAUCGUCACCACCUGGGACAUGUACUACGAGAAAUGGGGCUUUAUGCUGAUUUUCUGGAACCUGGCCGGGGUACCUCUGUCCUACUGCCACUGUACCAUCUAUCUCGCGAACCACCACCCAGAGACUUACAAGUGGUCGAGGCCGGCGCUCGUGGCGCUGUUCGCCGCCUACCUCUUCGUCUACUGGGUCUGGGACACCUGCAAUUCGCAAAAAAACAUGUUCCGCGCUCAGGAGCGCGGAGGGGCGCUCCACCGCCGCACUUUCCCGCAGCUGCCCUACAAGCACAUCACGAACCCGCGCACCAUCAAGACGUCGACCGGCGACUCCCUGCUCUGCGACGGCUGGUACGGCAAAGCGCGCAAGAUCCACUACGCGUGCGACCUUUUUUUCGCGCUGAGCUGGGGGGCCAUCACGGGCUUCAGGAGCCCGUUCCCGUGGUUCUAUCCGGUGUUUUUUGCGGCCAUGAUUUCACAUCGCGCGUGGAGGGAUAUUCAGAAGUGUAGGGAGAAGUAUGGGGAUGCGUGGAGGGAGUAUGAGAGGAGGGUGCCGUAUUUGUUCAUCCCGUAUGUUAUAUGA